AUGUACGAGGCGCCCCCCUGUGAGAGCCAGGCCUGGAAGGUGGCUCCAGCCAAGAGGCAGGAGGACACGGACGGCACCUACCUAGAUCACGCCACUGCCCGGCGCUGCUCGGAGCCUUUCGCCCUCCUGCCAGCCAAGAGCCUGGCUGAUUCCUCCCCCGAAGCCUCGAGCAAAGCCCCAGCCUGGCCCAGGGGCAGUGGCUCCCCGGUGGAGGAUCCUGGCAUGCAGGACCAGGCCUGGUACGCGGGGAGCUGCGACCGGCACCUGGCGGAGAGCGUCCUGCAGGGGGUCAAUAAGGACAGCGCAUUCAUGGUGCGACAGAGCUCGGGGCAGGGCUGGAACCAGCCAUUCACCUUGGCCGUGCUGUACAAGGGCCACGUCUACAACAUCCCCAUCCGCUACGUGGAGAGCAGCCGCCAGUACGCGCUGGGCAAGGACGGGAAGAGCCGCGAGGAGCGGUUCGACAGCGUGGCCGGCAUCAUCCAGCACUACCGCGAGCACCCCCUGGUGCUGAUCGAGGGCAGCUCCGCCUCCAGGGCGCACACCUGCCUGCUCUUCCCCGUCAAGCCCUGAGGGCUGGGGACAGGCUGGGGGCCCGGCUGCGGCCACCCCCCAGCUCUGCCGUGUGGGACUUGAGGUUCUCUGCACUGGCCGCUCUGGGGCGGACAGCAGGGGGCGCCAGCGCUGCAGGAGUACCCCGUGCUGGGCCAUGCAGCCCCCGCAGGGGACAGGGCUUGGGGGGCUGGGAGCUCCCCCCUUCCCGCUGUGGCAACUCCUGCUUUCCCCUCUGGGGGGGCCCCUGCUGGGGUGGGGCGUUCGGAGCCUUUGGGUUGCUCUGGGUCUCGCUUGGCCGUUUGCUCACGGUGGGAUCUCCAAGCCCGCAGGGCUCGCCCGUGUCAGUAACCGGGGGGACGCGCCUGGGGCCGCCUCCUGGAGCCU
Terrapene triunguis (Three-toed box turtle) is the source of this 939-nucleotide messenger RNA. RefSeq names its product SH2 domain-containing protein 6. Bases 1 to 573 code for a protein of 190 amino acids. The transcript is spliced from 7 exons. The record is from RefSeq and is a predicted model, not a curated record. Gene Ontology annotation, biological process: cell surface receptor protein tyrosine kinase signaling pathway; intracellular signal transduction. Gene Ontology annotation, cellular component: cytoplasm. NCBI's taxonomy places the organism in Eukaryota, Metazoa, Chordata, Testudines, Emydidae.